This is a messenger RNA of Ctenocephalides felis (cat flea), 1716 nucleotides long. Its product is annotated as juvenile hormone esterase-like. The transcript is spliced from 6 exons. Lineage: Eukaryota; Metazoa; Arthropoda; Insecta; Siphonaptera; Pulicidae. Bases 1 to 1716 code for a protein of 571 amino acids. The record is from RefSeq and is a predicted model, not a curated record.
AUGGUGAAUUGGACGGCGGUUAUUGUGAUCUUUACUCGAAUUUUGUGCGUUUGCUACAGCCUUAAAACAGAACCAGAAGUUAAAGUCCAACAAGGAGUCUUGCGAGGGAACGUAGCAAGAUCCGUAAAUGGGUUUAAAUAUUUCAUAUUCAAAGGAAUACCGUACGCCAAACCUCCUGUCGGAGUUCUGAAGUUCAUGCCCCCUCAGCCACCCGACUCCUGGAAUGGUACCAAAUUCGCACAAGAAGACGGUAACAUAUGCGUGCAGCGUGCGCCAAUGGCUGAUUAUUUGACUGGUGAUGAAGAUUGCUUGUAUCUUAAUAUCUACACACCUAAACUGCCUUCUAAAAAUAAUGACAAAAAAUACCCAGUCAUGGUUUGGAUACAUGGCGGGAGUUUUAACACAGGUUCAGGAACAAGUUCAGAGUAUACACCAGAAUUUUUAGUUGCUGAAAAUGUAUUGGUGGUAACUAUAAACUAUCGCUUGGGAUUGUGGGGCUUUCUAAAUGCACCCGCUAUCGGCAUACCGGGCAACGCUGGUUUGAAAGAUCAGUUACAAGCCCUGAGUUGGAUUCAGCAAAACAUAGCAAAAUUUUCUGGAGAUCAUCAGCAAGUAACACUGUUUGGUUGGAGUGCCGGUGCCGCUGCAAUUCAUUUGCAUAUGCUAUUUCCUGAACCAGUUUCAAAAGGAUUAUUCCACAGGGUAAUACUACAAAGUGGAACUGCUAUAAACCCUUGGACUAUGAAUGUACAUCCAGAGUUGUGGUCGAAUUGUCUACUGAAGAACUUAGGCUUAUCGAAUAAUAGAUCGUCAACUCUACGCGAUUUACAAAAUACACCGAGGUACAAAUUAUUUAAGCGUCAGCAUUGUCCAGAACUAGAUGAAAAAUAUUCAUAUGGGAUUUAUCCAUUUGCCUAUCUUCCGAGCCCUGAGCGAAUAAGUCGCACGAAUAAAAAACCGACACAUUUCAAUCUCGUGGUUUUCGGGUUAAUGAGUCUCCAAAAGCAAAUACCUAUGAUGAUUGGCUACACUAGCAAGGAAGGAAAUUUAUAUCAAAUGCCAGAAGGUGAUGAUUUGCUCGAAGUUACUGAUAAAACGGAACUAAAAAAUAAUAUUAAACUAGAAUGUCUCGCAUAUUAUAUGGAAUCAAGUAAUUAUAAUUAUACAGAUAUUGUUGAAAAAAUUUAUAACAGAUAUUACGGAAAGGAAACUGAUCCAAAAAAGCUCUUCGAAAUUUCAAUCAACUUAACUACUGAUUGUUCAAUGCUUUUUGGAAUAGAAAAUACGGUCAGAUUUUAUACCAAAUACAGAAAAAAUCAUGGCUCUAUAAAAGGCAAUAUAUACUACUAUAGAUUUUCAUUUGAUGGAAGUUUUGGAAUGGCUAAAAAUGAAUAUGGCUUAACACACAUAGAAGGUGCAUCUCACGGUGAUGAUCUUGGCUACUUAUUUCACUGGAAAAAUCCGCCGCAAGAUUUACAUUCUAAUUCUACUUUACGAGAAAGGAAAUUGAUGCGAACUAUGAUAAAGAUGUGGACCAAUUUUGCAAAAACAGGGAAUCCGACACCUGAAGUAAACAGAGACGUACCUAUCAAAUGGCUUCCAGCGACUGAACAAAAAAUAUAUAUGCUGGAUAUUAAUAAUGAAUUGAAAAUGUUGAGAAAUGUAAACAAUGAUAUACACAACUUUUAUGCAAAUUUCUCUUUAAAUAGACUGUGA